This is a messenger RNA of Gilbertella persicaria, 1710 nucleotides long. RefSeq names its product amino acid permease/ SLC12A domain-containing protein. Gene Ontology annotation, cellular component: membrane. Gene Ontology annotation, molecular function: amino acid transmembrane transporter activity. NCBI's taxonomy places the organism in Eukaryota, Fungi, Mucoromycota, Mucoromycetes, Mucorales, Choanephoraceae. Gene Ontology annotation, biological process: amino acid transmembrane transport. The transcript is spliced from 2 exons. The record is from RefSeq and is a predicted model, not a curated record. Bases 70 to 1710 code for a protein of 546 amino acids.
AUUCGGGUCUUUGGCCACAACAGAACAAGCCCAAGUUUGACUUUAUACAUUGACAGAUCAAAUUGGAUUAUGAACAAAUCUGAAAAAAUCAUAGUGGAUCAAGAAGCGGGUGGUACUGCUGUUGAUCUAGUCGAAAGUUGCUAUUCGUCUGCUUCUUCUCAUCAUGAGGAAAUGAAUAAGCAAGCUCGUCUUCACCGUGGACUUAAAGCAAGACAUAUUCAAAUGAUUGCCUUGGGUGGUACCAUUGGUACUGGCUUAUUUAUGGCUUCAGGUAAAGCCAUCUCAGGCGCAGGUCCAGGUGGUUCUCUUGUCUCUUAUGGCAUUGUAGGUCUUUUGAUCUUUUGUGUCAUGAUGAGUUUAGGUGAAAUGGCUGCCUAUAUUCCUGUCUCUGGUAGUUUUGCUCAUUUUGCUAAACGUUUUGUUGAUCCCUCGCUUGGUUUUAUGCUCGGUUGGAUCUAUUGGGUCAACUGGUCUGUGGGUGUUGCUGUGGAAUUGACAGGAAUUGCCAUGAUCAUGGAAUACUGGGUUCAAAACGUACCUAGUGUGAUAUGGUCUAUCAUUUGUCUUGUUCUGCUAGUGUUUAUCAAUGUCUUUUCAGUCAAAGGCUAUGGUGAAGUUGAAUACUGGAUUUCAUUCAUUAAGGUCUUGACUGUGAUUGCGUUUAUCAUUGUUGGUAUCUGUGUCAACGUAGGCGCUACGGGUGGUCCGUAUAUUGGUGUCAGUAAUUUUCAUUUAGAAGAUGGUACUUUUCCUUUUGGUUUUCUUGGUGUCUUCAAUGUCUUCAUCACGGCUGCUUUUUCAUUCAAUGGUGUUGAAAUUGUAGGUAUUACAGCAGGUGAAUCUGAAAACCCUCACAAGACUGUACCAGCUGCUGUCAAGCAAGUCUUUUACCGUAUUGUCUUGUUUUAUAUCUUGUCUAUCUUGAUCAUUGGCCUUAAUAUUCCUUAUACGGAUCCUGAUCUUCUCAAGGGCUCUGGCAAUGUAUCUGUAUCUCCUUUCACGCUCGUCUUCAAAAAAGCAGGUGCUGCAUGGGCUGCCGAUUUGAUGAAUGCCAUUAUUUUGGUUACUAUGAUAUCUGCAGGCAAUUCAGGUGUCUAUUCCUCUAGUCGAACCCUUUUGGCUCUUGCAGAAGAUGGUGCAGCUCCCUGCGUUUUUAGACGCAUCAAUCGAUGGGGUAUUCCUAUCUGGUCUGUGCUUGCUACCUGUGCUGUUGGCUGUCUCGCUUUCCUGACCAGUUUGUUUAGUUCGGGUGUUGUGUUUAAUUGGUUGACGGCCCUUCCUUCGGUCGCGGGCUUGAUUGUUUGGGUGACGAUCUCUGUCACUCAUAUUCGAUUCCGUAUAGGAUUGAAGGCUCAAGGUAGAUCCUUGACCAGCUUACCUUAUGUGGCUCCCUUUUUCCCUUUUGCUGAUAUCUUUGUGAUUGUGGUGGGAUGUAUUGUGAUUGGUGGUCAAGGGUAUCAGUCAUUCCUUGCGCCUAUUGAUCCCAAGGAUUGUGUUUCUUCUUAUCUGUCUGUCAUGUUUGCUCUUCUUCUUUAUGGUGGUCAUAAAUUGGUAAAACGCCCCAAGUUUAUCAAGGCUUCUGAAAUGGAUUUUGAAACAGGCACAAUCCCACCGACUGUAUUUAAGGUUGAGGAAGGCGAUGUAGAUCAAGAUAAGCCUGUGCCUCUUUGGAAGCGUAUGUUUAACAAGUUGUAUCAUAUUAUUGCUUAG